AUAAAUACCCAUGAUCAUGCCUUAACUCUACAGUCAACAUCUUAUUUGCUUAUCAUGAGACUUUGGGCGUUGUUUCUAAUUCUCUCCUUGGCAGUUGCUGCCCCUACUACCCUCAAACCUCCAUCUGAAGAUGACUUCUAUAACCCACCUGAUGGGUAUGAAGAUGAGGAACUCGGUACCAUCUUAAAGUGGAGAACACCUCCCGCCAGAAUUAGAAGUAUUUACUUCCCAGUUAAUGUUCAAAAUACCUGGCAAAUGCUUGUUAGGUCAGAAGAUGAGUAUGGUAAUGCAACAGCCAUAGUAUCGACUAUUUUUGAACCCUACAAUGCCAAUUCAAGUAGACUCGUUGCCUACAAUGUGGCAGAAGAUGCCUCCAGUAUCGAUUGUUCUCCAUCCUAUACGUUUGAAGGUGGUGGUGGAAUUGGAACCAUCAUAGGAAAAGCCGAAAUGAUUUUGAUCCAAGGAGCCUUAGAAUUGGGUUAUUAUGUUGUUUCCACCGAUUAUGAAAGUUCUAUAGGUGCAUUCACGGCGGGACCCUUACUGGGAAUAUCAGUAUUAAAUACCAUCAAAGCCACAUUAACCACCUCCAAUACCACUGGUAUUAAUCCUGACUGUGAAAUUGUUCUCUGGGGAUACUCCGGUGGAACCAUCCCCGGAGGAUGGGCUGCCGCCAUGCAACCAUCAUACUACGAGGAGCUUACCGGACAAUUGAAAGGUGCUGCUUUGGGAGGUUGGGUCACCAACAUCACUGCUACUGCUGAGAUUAUCGACGGAACCAUUUUCGCGGGGUUGACUCCAAAUGCUAUUACCGGACUUGCUAAGCAAUAUCCUGCUAUUAACGAUGCUAUUAACGAAUAUAUCACCGACAAAACCGAGAACGAAGACUUCAACAGUGCUCCAGACUACUGUUUACUUCCUUCGGUGCUCCAUUAUGCAUAUGACCAAUUUUUCACGGGUCCAGACCCUUGGGCCAAAAGUGGGUGGUCAAUUCUCUCAGAAGAAAGGGUGAAAACCGUUCUCAACGCAAACACCUUGGGAAUCGACGCUACAAAAGAAUACUUCCCUGAGAUCCCCAUGUUUGUAUUUCACGGCCGUAAAGAUGAAGUUGUACCUUUCAAAGAUGCUCAAAGAGUGUAUGAUGUGUGGUGCGAUGCAGGUAUCGAGUCUUUUGAAUUUGCAACUUCCAACUCUACCGGACACAUUUUAGAAGUGAUUGAGGGAAGUGGAGCUGCUCUUAAGUGGAUCAGUGAUAUUUUCAAUGGAGUGCCUCCCAUCAAGGGAUGUAAACAAACCCUGAGACUGACCAACUUGUUAUACCCUGGAGCUUAUAAAGGAUACUAUGAAAUUCUUACUGCUUUAAUUGAAAACGUUGCAGGCACGAAAAUUGGUCCAAGUGACUCGGAGAAUGUCAAGAGAUGGUUGGAGCCAGAGCUCAAAAAGAGGGGGAAAUUGUAGAAUGUAAGAAUACUAUUUGUAUAGUUAAUUGAUUGAUUUGCAGCCGCAGUGGUGAUGAGAUGAGCCAAAUGAGCCACAGUCCAUUUGUGUGUAGUAGAACUUUGAGGAUUCUUCUUUGAUGAUCUUUAGACUUGGCCGAGCCUCAGCUAUCAGUGUGUGGAUGUUUUUGCACGGGUUAUCACCUAUUGUGUGAUUGCCGAUAUCAAUGUCGAUGUGUCGGCCAUGUCGCACAGUGUCGUACAGUGUCGUACCCUGCGGUUAUCCUUAUCAGCAGAACCGUGAUGGCGUGUGCCCACCGUGCUGACCCUACUGUCUCCUUACAACUCUCCACAUAAUCACCAACUACGUGUACCCUUGUCAACAGCCGCCUUCUCACUUGUUCUUCUUCAAGGGUCCUCCCAGAUCACGUCUCAAACCUUCGUUCUUCCUGAACCGGAAAAAAUUACAUUCUUUGCACAACUGUGGUGACUGAUUGUGAUCAGGACUAAAAAAAGCGUGAGACAAAAGUUCCUGCAAAGGCAAAAAAAUACAUAUAUACUACAUUAGAAUAAGGGAUAUUACUCAUCCUUUUUUCUGUAUUUAUAUAUUUACAUCCAGUUUUCCAUCUCCAUUUAUUCAGUUAAAUGGAAAUCAGCUACUGGCAACUUUAAUCCCCCAUAGGUUUGAACUGUUGGCUUUACUUUCUUGAGAGAAUCGUAUCCGUGUUUGUUACAGACGCUCCGUUUUCUAUUUUAUACAUACACCUGGUUCUGUUAUCUUCCUGAACCCCAUCCUCCUCCCACUCGCUUUUAAGUGUUUCCCUUGGGCCCAGUAGCGUGUUUGGGUAUUUCGACGCCUUCCGUACGUCCUUGAUCAGGAGUCAUUCCUAGAUCUGUUAUCAGUCACACCAAUUUAAAUUCUUUGUGACUUC
Molecule: messenger RNA, 2365 nt
Organism: Yamadazyma tenuis ATCC 10573
Lineage: Eukaryota; Fungi; Ascomycota; Pichiomycetes; Serinales; Debaryomycetaceae
Source: RefSeq, a predicted model, not a curated record